AUGCCGCAAUCAUCGUCGUUUAAGAAGAAAAAACAAAGCUCGUCUAACUCUGCGUCGCAACAACUCGCGGCUUUGAAUUUUAAAAAGAAACAAAUCGCGAAAAACCGACACGGGAAACGCAUCGAAACUCGAAAAGGCCAGUUUCUUAAGAAGACGAACAAGUUGACGGAUAACUUGAAAGCGUCCAUAAAAAUUACUCGAGAGGUGAACUUGAAGAACGAGUUAGAGUUUGCGAGAAGAGCGACGAGUUCAGGUGGGACUUUGCGCGUGAUUAAAGCACCCGAAGGGACGGAAAAAGGCGACGGAAUUAAAGGUCCGAGACCGAAGAAACAGAAACCGGUGGUGAAAAUUGGCAAAGGCGGGAAACGCAUGUAA
Messenger RNA from Bathycoccus prasinos, 375 nucleotides. RefSeq lists its product with no specific name. The record is from RefSeq and is a predicted model, not a curated record. Lineage: Eukaryota; Viridiplantae; Chlorophyta; Mamiellophyceae; Mamiellales; Bathycoccaceae. The transcript has a single exon. The coding region runs from base 1 to 375 and encodes 124 amino acids.